This is a messenger RNA of Dermacentor silvarum, 1233 nucleotides long. Its product is annotated as vasopressin V1a receptor. The record is from RefSeq and is a predicted model, not a curated record. The coding region runs from base 331 to 1233 and encodes 300 amino acids. Gene Ontology annotation, molecular function: G protein-coupled receptor activity. Gene Ontology annotation, cellular component: membrane. The transcript is spliced from 5 exons. Lineage: Eukaryota; Metazoa; Arthropoda; Arachnida; Ixodida; Ixodidae. Gene Ontology annotation, biological process: G protein-coupled receptor signaling pathway.
GGUUGUGGCCCGCCCCGCGGGUCAUCGCCACAUAGAUCGCUUUGCGUGCGUCGCCAGCAGUGUCGCUGGAACGUUGUUAAGGGACUCGCUUUGUUGCACGGAGACACCAUCCCGUACCCUAUUUUAUUUUUUUUUAUCUUUUUAGUCGAGGCUGUUUGUGUUGUCGCACUUCGUCCAACCACGGCGCGUUGUGCCACCUACUGAGGAAACUAAACCGCUUAAGACACAUCGAUUUGCGACACCGGCUGGCGUAAUAUGUCGGAGCCACCACUGAUUGCGGAGACGUAGCGGAGUGUGCAGUCACAGGCACUGUAGUGACGUCAUUGGGACAUGGGAGGCGGCCGCUGCGGCCAGCGCGGACUGGGUGGUGUGCCGCUCCCGGGCACGGUGGCGAGCUGGACCAACGGGUCAGCCGAGGCCGUCGUGUUCCCGGACGCCGUGGUGUGGGACGCGUCCUUGGUACAACGCGUCGUCCCUCUGUCAGUCAUCAUGUUCUUCACGCUAGCGGGAAACGCAGCUAUUGUGGCCGUGUUGGCUCGACCACGGGCUGCCAAGCGGGCAUCACGUGUCAACCUCUUCAUUCUGCACCUGGCUAUCGGAGACCUGGCAGUUGGCCUCUUCACGCAGUCGUCCGAAAUGCUCUUUGAGAUCUCAGGAGGCUGGGUGCUGGGUGGCCCCGCGUGCAAGGCGGUCGUGUACGUACAGAUGGUGACCCUUGCCUCGACCACGUUCAUCCUGGCCUCGAUGAGCUACGAUCGGUACGCGGCCAUCUGCCGACCCCUCGAGUCACGCUCGGGUCUGCGCCGCGCCAAGGCUAUGGUAGCUGUCUCUUGGGCGCUGGCAUUUCUGCUUGCCUUGCCACAGCUAUUCAUUUUCGUACAGGUGCAGACAGGCGUGACGACGUCCGGCCGUCCACAUUUCGAGUGCCUCAGCGUCGGCUACACUCGUCAUUGGCAGAGGCAACUGUAUUUCUCCUGGCUGACCCUGUAUAUCCUGGUGGCUCCGGGCAUUCUCAUCUCGGCCUGCUACCUGCGCCUCUUGCGUGCCGUGUGGGCGGCAUCGGGCUCGGACGGCUCCAGCUGCCUCGUCGCCACAAGCACGUCGUCCCAGAGGAGCAAAGGAAGCGACAAAGCCAACGGGAAGUCGUCUCCACCCAGGCUUCGUCGAUGCGCUCAAGGACAUCCGCUACUGCCUAGAGCACGAGCGAAGACGCUUAAGCUCACAGCUGUUUGA